Molecule: messenger RNA, 225 nt
Organism: Cadophora gregata
Lineage: Eukaryota; Fungi; Ascomycota; Leotiomycetes; Helotiales; Ploettnerulaceae
Exons: 1
Coding region: 1-225 (74 amino acids)
Source: RefSeq, a predicted model, not a curated record
AUGAUUUUCGAACGCAUCCUGCAGCUACGAUCAUGGUCUGGACUUCUCGGAUACGUUGAGCAACCCAUUCUUACAUGGCCAACUGGCCUUGGAGAGAGGGGUAACAGUAUCAGAGUCAAGGGAGACAACAUCCUUGGAAGGGACACUUACAGAGAUAUCCAAGAGAUUAGCAAUAUCGAGAUCAAAGCCUACUUGAUGGAGUAUGGAGGUUGGCAUCUCGCUUGA